GCAUUGAAGGUGGCUCGUAGCGAGGAAGCGUGGAACGAUGGGACGAUCGUCCGCGAGGGAAGAGGAACACGCGAAGGACCGCGAGCAGUAAGAGGGUGGCCGCCAUGGCCAAGUGGAAAUGGAUCCUUCCAAUCCUCGCGUGCUUCUGGACCCUGACCCACGCCUAUCUGGCCGUGCUGUCCUCCGAGACACCGACCGGGAGCGUGGUGUUCGAGGCAGGGGUGCCCCAGCUGGGUGGUCGUCGAAAAUACCAGGUGUCGAACGAACGAACUGCCUGGUUCGCGAGGAAGCUGCUCAAGGUCCACCCUCACACCGGCCGCGUCACCCUGGCGCGACCGUUGAGCUGCGACGGGCUUCAAUAUCCGCGUAUCUUCACCUUCUACGUGGACUCGACGAGCUCCAGACUCGGCAGACCGACCAUUGACUAUUACAGCCUGCCGUUGAGGAUCUUGAUAACCGGCUGCGGCGGUGAGAACCGAGACCUUGCCGCCACCAGAGGAUGGAUGGCGGAGACUUUGGCCUCCUACGCUAUGCCCAGCACAGAAAGGUUCACCGAAGUCUGUCUUCGGGCGUCGCAGCUGGUCGCAGCGUUACGCGACUUCCUCCCGCAAACGGCGUUGAAGGAGUGCGAGACCAGAUGGGGCGGCGUGGCAGAUCCGAGGUUUCUCAUCGAGGGAGCAGCCGGCGACCUGGUCUCUGCCUCCGAGCAGUGCUUGGUGGACCCGUUGUGGAAGAUCUCCGUGUCGAUGAACCUCAGAUGCGGCAUGGAGUCGCGACUCACCGACGCCGAGCACCGUCUCAAGAUCGUCUUUCAUCAUCGUCAGCUGGACGACACUGACCUGGGCAGACGCGUGAGAAGAGAGCUGAAGAAUCAAUCACCGUACUUCGAGCAGCCGUUGUACGUCGGGGCGGUCGAGGAGGAGAAGGAUCCUGGCGUGUACGUGACUUCCGUCCGCGCCAGGGACCCGGAAGGUGGAACGGUUCGUUACUCGAUGAGCUCCCUUCUGGACGCUCGGUCCCAGGAGUUGUUGAUCCUCGACUCCGUCACUGGUAGAGUCACCACCCGCGCCAGACUCGACCGGGAAAGCGUGGACGUGCACUAUUUCCGGGUGUUGGCCGUGGAUGAUUCGUUUCCCCCACGCACAGGCACCACCACCCUUCAGGUGAACGUUCUGGAUGCAAAUGAUCACGCGCCCAGCUUCGAGUGGCCGGAGUACGACGCCUCCGUCAGAGAGGGUGUGCCUGUGGGCUCGACCGUGGUCACGGUGAAGGCCUCGGACAAGGACACCGGUAGAAACGCCGAGGUAGAGUACUCGAUCCUGGCGACGAGCUGCGGGAACGGUGUCGCGAGCCCCGAGGACGCUCUCACUUUCCGGAUAGAUCCCAGGUCGGGGGUGAUCACUACGCGCACGCCGUUCGACAGAGAGAAAACAGAGAUCUACACGGUGCUAUUGAGCGUGACCGACCAGGCGACGCCUCCGUCUGCGAGGAAGAGCGCGAACGCUACCUUGAUGGUCCGCGUUCUCGACGACAACGACAACUAUCCUCAAUUCACCGAGCGCACCUACUCCGUCUGGAUACCAGAGGACCUGGACUACACGGCGAACCCCGUGGUGGCUCGUAUCAGGGCGACGGACGCCGACGCCGGGAACAACGCCGUUGUACGGUACGCGAUCAUCGGUGGAAAUACACAGAACACGUUCUCCAUAGACUCUAUGAGCGGCGACGUGGCACUCGUCAAGUCCUUGGACUACGAGUCCACCAGAAGCUAUAAGAUAGUCAUUCGGGCGCAAGAUGGCGGAUCGCCUGCCAGAUCUAACACCACGCAGCUGCUGGUGCACGUCAAGGACGUUAACGACAAUGCUCCGCGAUUCUACACCAGUCAUUUUCAGGAAUCUGUAUCGGAGAACGUGCCUGUCGGGUACUCGAUGCUGAGGAUACAGGCGUACGACGCUGAUGAGGGCGCUAACGCUCGCAUCAAGUACACCGUUGGGGCUCGAGACUUCUCUGGCGCCUCCACGGAGAACUUUCCCAUCACGGUGAACGCCGAGACCGGAUGGAUCUACACGACCAAGCAGCUCGAUCGCGAGCAAUGCUCCAGGUACCAGUUCACCGUGAUCGCGGCGGACUCGGGAGAGAUGCCCAAGGCUGCUAGCGCUACGGUGAUACUCACGGUCACCGACGUCAACGAUAAUGAUCCCUACUUCGAUCCAAAGAACUAUGAAGCUGUGGUGUCGGAGGACGACCCUCCAGGUACUCCUGUGACCUCUGUCACGGCGACUGAUCCCGACGAGGAUGCCAGGAUACAUUACGAGAUCACCGCUGGUAACACGAGAGGUCGGUUCUCCAUAGCGUCUCAAAAUGGCAGGGGUCUGAUCACCGUGGCUCAGCCGUUAGACUACAAGCAGGAGAAGAGAUUCGUGCUGACCGUGACAGCCUCCGACAGCGGGGGUAGAACCGACACUGCCCUCGUCUAUGUAAACAUCUCCGAUGCGAACAACUUCUCUCCUGUAUUCGAGAACGCACCGUACUCCGUCUCAGUGUUCGAGGAUGCUCCAGUUGGCACCACGGUUCUGGUGGUCAGCGCUACCGACUCUGACGUUGGAAAGAACGCUCAAGUUACUUACAGCUUGGACACCGACGGCGGGGACCAAGCGUCGUCCGAGUUCACCAUCAAUCCACAGACUGGCGCCAUAACGACUACCCGGACCCUAGAUCGCGAACUUACACCAGCGUAUUUGUUAACAGUUACAGCUAGAGACGGAGGCGUCCCACCUCUUUCAGACACCACGGACGUGGAGAUAUCCGUCACGGACGUGAACGAUAAUUCCCCGAUCUUCGAAGCGCCUCAGUACCAGGGCUCCAUCCCGGAAGACGUCCUGGUCGGCACUUGCGUUUUGAAAGUUUCCGCCACCGACGCGGACACGGAUCUCAACGGCAGGGUAAGGUACGCGCUAGAGGACGAUGGCGACGGUGCAUUUGCCGUGGAUUCCACGACUGGUAUAGUCAGAACAGCGAAACCAUUGGACAGAGAAUCAGUUGCGAGGUACUCCCUGAAAGCGAUAGCCAUGGACAGAGGGUCUCCUUCCCUGACAUCCGUGGUACCCGUGAUCGUUAAAAUAGAGGACGUGAACGAUUCACCACCGGCUUUCGAAAACGAUAAAAUCGUUCUGUACAUAGCGGAGAAUUCGCCUAUCGGCUCUACCGUAGGUGAGAUCUACGCCCACGAUCCGGACGAGGGACCGAACGCCGUCGUGCAAUACUCCGUGAUAGGCGGCGAGGACUCGAACAGCUUCGCUCUGAAUGUCAGACCGGGCGCGGAUCGAGCGGAACUGAUCACUCUGGAGGAACUGGAUUACGAGUCGCCUAAGAAAAAGUUCGAGUUAGUGGUGCGAGCAGCCUCGCCCCCGUUGCGCUCGGACGCUCUAGUACAGAUUCUGGUGACCGACGUGAACGACAACGCGCCGGUCUUGAAGGACUUUCAGAUCAUUUUCAACAACUUCAAAGACUUCUUCCCGGCCACGGGCAUCGGCAAGAUACCGGCCGUGGACGCGGACGUGACCGACAGGCUGACGUACACGAUCCUCGCCGGGAACAAUGCGAAUUUAAUCGACCUGAACAAAACGACUGGCGAGAUACGUCUGUCGCCGCAAUUGAACACGAACGUGCCGCGGGUAGCGACCAUGGAGGUGUCGGUCACGGACGGGAUCAACGAGGUCAAGGCCACGAUGACGCUUUCCGUGCGACUGAUCACCGACAAGAUGCUUUUAAAUUCAAUCACCGUGCGACUGGACGACAUGACCGCCGAGGCGUUUCUCAGCCCACUGUUGGGCUACUUUCUCGACGGUCUAGCGGCGAUCGUACCUUGCCCCAGAGAGAACAUAUUCCUCUUCAGCAUACAGGAGGACGCGAACGUGCACGGGAAGAUUCUAAACGUGAGCUUCUCGGCGCGCAGAGUCGAGCCAGGCGUCACCGACGAGUUCUACAGCCCCCAAUUCCUCCAAGAGCGCGUUUACUUGAACAGAGGUAUACUAGCGAGACUAGCGACGGUCACGGUGCUGCCUUUCGACGACAAUCUCUGCGUCAGGGAGCCCUGUUUGAACUUCGAGGAGUGCCUGACCGUCCUGAAAUUCGGGAACGCUUCUGGAUUCGCGAGCAGCGACACGGUGCUCUUCAGGCCUAUAUACCCGGUGACGACGUUCGCCUGUAGAUGCGCUAGAGGCUUCACUGGCAGUAAAGAGUCCUACCUCUGCGACACGGAGGUGAAUCUCUGUUACUCGAAUCCUUGUAUGAACGGGGGCAGCUGCCAUCGAAGAGAAGGUGGAUACACAUGCGUCUGCGGCGCUGAGUACGUGGGAGAGAACUGCGAGAUCUCGCUGGACCAAGACACCUGCAGCCCUGGCAUGUGCAAAGGAGGCUCUCAGUGCACCGUGAGAACCACGGGCGGUUUCACGUGCGAAGGGUGCCCCGUGGCGACUCUGGAGAGCGUCACACCACUUUGCGAGCUGAAAGCCCGUAGCUUCGGGCCAGCGACCUUUCUCACGUUCCCGUCUCUGAAACAGAGACACAGACUGCAUCUCAGACUGAGGUUCGCGACCGAGUCGGCCAACGGGCUCCUCCUCUACAACGGUCGUUACAACGAGAAGCACGACUUCGUCGCCUUGGAGAUAAUAGAGUCGCAGGUACAGUUCAGCUUCUCUCUGGGCGAUGAGGUAACUCGAGCGAGCGCCAGUGUACCUGGCGGGGUCUCUGAUGGCCAGUGGCACGAGGUGGAGGUCUCUUACAUAAACAGAACCGUGACGAUCUCGCUGGACGACUGUGACGUUGCUUUGGCGCUGGAGUACGGCGAUCGCCUCGGUGCACGAUGGUCCUGCGCCGGGAGGAGCGAACAGGUGCUCGAGGAACGGUGCAACAUCGUCACAGAGACCUGCCAUCGGUUCCUGGAUCUGACAGGGCCCCUGCAACUGGGCGGUCUGCCCGCCAUACCUUCCAGCUUUCAGAUCAGAAACAAGGACUUUGUCGGCUGCAUAGGCGAGCUGUUCGUCGACCACGCGUUCGUCGACCUGAACUCGUUCGUGGCGGACAAUGGCACGAAUUCCGGCUGCCCCGAGAAGGCCUCGUUCUGCGCCUCUACACCCUGCAGAAACAACGGCAAGUGCAAAGAAGUAUGGUCAGGAUUCGUCUGCGAAUGCGAGGAGAACUACGCCGGGCCCACGUGCGCCGACGAAGUGGGCAAACCGUGGAACUUCCACGGUGACGGUAUGCUCAGCUUCAAUCCUCUAUUAAGGCCUAUUCAGCUACCCUGGCUAACAGCUCUCAGUCUGAGAACUCGAGCCGACCGGGCGUUCGUGAUGAGCGUGCAGAUCGGUCAGAACAGCUCCGCGUUGCUCGAGAUCCGUGACGGGAAGCUGGUGGGCCUGCUGGACGGUUCAGACAUCAUCCAGACCUGGAAGAACGUGGCGGACGGCGACUGGCACAGGAUAGAGAUCGUCUGGCAAAGUGGCCAGGUCUCUCUGGACGUCGACUACCGCAACAGACCCAUGUCCUCGCCAUUACCAGCGAAACUGCAAGGUCUCUACGUGGGCAGGAUCCUGGUGGGCAGGCCAGAACAGUUCACCAACACCGAGCUACCGUUCUUCAACGGGUGUCUUCAGGAUAUACGCAUCGGGACCAACCAGACCGUCCUGCUGCGACCUACCGUUCAGGAGAACGUCGCUACCGGUUGCAACUCCGAGGCAGAGUGUGACGUUGACUGCCCUGAAGCCUCAGUUUGCGUUGCCAAGUGGAAGGCCAGCGAAUGCGUUUGCUCCCCAGGUAGAGUAGGUCGCGACUGCGAGCGCGUAUGCGACUUGAAUCCGUGCAACGACACCGGCACCUGCAUCGAGGAUCUCCGCUCGCGCAGGGGCUACGGUUGCCAGUGCGAUUCGCCAGAGUAUUCCGGCGAUUACUGCGAGAUCAAGGCCGACCAACCUUGCCCAGCCACCUGGUGGGGCUCCCCGGUCUGCGGACCCUGCCACUGCGACGAGGUGAAAGGCUACGAUCCAGCCUGCAACAAGACCACCGGGGAGUGUUACUGCAAGGAGAACCAUUACCAACCCUCCGGGAAGAAGGAGUGCAUCCCCUGCGAGUGCUACGCCACCGGGAGCUUUGGACCUCGCUGCGAUACAGAGACUGGACAGUGCAGGUGUCGAAUCGGGGUCAUCGGUAGAUCUUGCACAGCCUGUCCUAACCCUUACGCCGAGGUCACCCUUCGGGGAUGCGAGGUGGUGUACGACGGGUGCCCCAAGUCCUACGCGGAGGGUCUCUGGUGGCCAAGGACCAAGUUCGGAAUGACUGCAGUCGAGGAUUGCCCGGACACCUCCGAAGGCAAGACGUCCAGGUCCUGUGACGACAAACUGGGCGGCUGGCAGGAGCCGGACCUCUUCAAUUGCACCUCGGAGGCCUUCAUCGAGCAGAGACAUCAGCUGGCGGCGUUGGAGGCGAAGGAUCUAACGCUCAACACUUACGUGGCUGUUAAGAUAGCCAAAGACGUUCACAGAGCGGCGAACAUGACCAAAGUGAUGUACGGUGCAGACUUGCUGAUCGCGGAGUCCUUGUUGGUGGCUCUGUUGAGGUACGAGGAGAGCUUGGUAGGGCUGAAUCUGACCCACAGUCAGGAUAAAGACUACGUCUCCCACUUGGUCGGGAUCGCUGGCAGUGUUUCAAUGGCCAAGUACUUGGACAAAUGGUCGAGGAUCGAGGACCUCAACGGCGACACUCCUGACAAGAUUCUAGAUGCUAUGGGGAAUUACUUGAAGACUCUGACCGCCUCUCAACACGAUACCUUUACCGAUCCCUUCGAGGUGGUCGACGCUAACGUUGUGUUGGGUCUGGACGUGGUCACCUCGGAGAGCUUAUUCGGCUACGAGACGGCAGAGUACAAGGAAGAUCCAUCUGCUUCCACGGCCAGACCGAGCGAGGCGGAUCAAAGAGUAGUUAUACCGGACACGUCCGCGUUUUUAUCAGCCCCCGCGCAUUUCGGACCCUCGAUCGCCUUUCCAAAGUACAAUAAUUACAUGGCGGAUCCGAACAGAUUCGAUCCAUAUUCCAAGAUACACGUGCCCCUGAGCGUGUUGGGCAUCAAACCUUUGAUGCAAGGGGAGUUAAACGUUAAGAAAAGUUUGGUCAAUCGAAAGGCUGUGCUGAGUUACGUGCAAUACAAACAAUUGGGUGCCUUGUUACCUCGAAGAUUCGACGAUUCGGUGACGGUAAGAUGGGGCGUGGAAGUAGCAGUAGGAUCUCCAGUUUUAACCGUGUCUGUCUUAGUCCCUUCUGAAAACGGUUACGAAUCUCUGACAGGGAUUCCUCUGCAGUCUCCUGUUCAAAUUAGCCUCUGGCUUAGCGAAAAAGACGAACUUAAGACUAGAACCAAUCCACAGUGCGUGCAUUGGAGCACGGCUAGAGGGGUCGGUGAGUGGAGUCGAAUGGGCUGCACCACCGAAGUCGAGGACGAUACGCUAUCCUUUGGCACGAUCGUCAACUGUUCGUGUCUUCAACUGUCCACCUUCGCGAUAUUAACCGACGUCCUGGACCUGGAGUACGUCCCGGAACCGUCUCUGUUGGAAGACGUGACCAGUUACAGCGCGUUCAUGCUCGCGUUGCCUUUGCUGCUGUCAGCUCUGUUGAUUUUAUCUUUGAUACGAGGCGGCAGCACCAACUCGAACAGUAUUCAUAAGAAUCUGGUGAUGUGCGUCUUCUUCGCCGAAGUGCUCUAUCUGAUCGCGCUCAAAGCCAGAAGCCCUCUAGUCUCGAACGAAUUCCCGUGCAAGUUGACGGCGAUCGGUCUCCAUUACGCAUGGCUGAGCACGUUCUCGUGGACUCUGGUCGACUCUAUACACCUGUAUCGAAUGCUCACCGAGAUGAGAGACGUGAAUCACGGCCAGAUGAGAUUUUAUUACACGAUGGGUUACGGAGCUCCGGCUAUUAUCGUUGGAUUAACGAUAGGCGUCAGAGCCGAUCAAUAUGGAAACUUCUAUUUUUGCUGGCUAUCGAUCUACGAAACUGUGAUUUGGUCGUUGAUAGGACCUGUGUGCCUGGCGGUAUUCGUCAACUUUUGUAUCCUCGUAAUGUCCGUACGAGCCGCGUUCACCCUGAAGGAGCACAUCCUGGGAUUCGGGAAUCUGAGAACGCUACUUUGGUUGUCCGUGGCGUCGCUGCCUUUGCUAGGAUCCACCUGGACCCUAACAGUCCUGAACGCGUCCGAAAACUCUCCGACUCUCUCGUACCUGCUCAGCAUAGCCGUAGUCGUUCACGCAGCGUUCAGUUUGAUCGGUUAUUGCUUCGUCAAUGGCAGAGUACGUAGAAAUUUAUAUUUGAGUCUAUUAAGGUGUAUCGGGAAGAAGACACCUUUGUUGGAAGGAAGCAUGGGAAAUGGCAGCAGCAGUCAGAAUGUAAACGGCCACUCGCGAUCCGCGUUGGCGUACUCGUCGACCUACAGCGGAGCGGAAUCGGUCUGUAGAAGAGUCCACGUAGGAGUUUCGACGAGCAGUACAACAUCUCGAAGUACAAAUAAGACUGGGUCCAGUCCGUAUCGUAGCGACACUCAUUUAAGGCAUACUUCAACGUCCACUAGCAAUUACAAUAGCGAUAGGGACCCCUACAUGUCGUCUAGAAGUCAUCGAUCGACCUUACACUCCAGACAAGAAUCAACGGAACCGCGGAAUCAGCGUAGAGAUUCCGAGUCUGAUUCGGACGGAUCGCAAGCGGAAGGCGGUGGUAGAAGCUUGGAUCUUGCAAGCUCCCAUAGCUCUGACGAGGAGGACGUAGCGUCGAGGUCGCAUAGAAACAUGGGCGUCUCGACGCAGCAGUCCGUUGCGCACAGCUACUUGCCCAACAUUCACACCAAUCCUACCGAACACUUGAACAUACUUUGCUCAAACACGGAACUCUUCCCAAACAUAAAACCCAUUUACGCGCCUAGAUGGAGUUCCCAAUUGCCGGAAGCGUAUUUGUCAUCGAACGUAAUGGACGUGCGUGGAAGCCAAUGGUCGGGAGGCACGAUAUCCGACAACGAAAUGGCCUCGAACAAGACUUCCAGCCCCAACCCACUGCCUUACCCCGAAAUGAACUCGCCGCGGAAGAGUCAGCCGGAUGAAAAUUACUCGGAGGGCGAGGAGAAGCUUCAUCAUUUGGGCGAGAAGUAUCUGUUCCCCUAUACCGCCGAGGAGGAUCACACCGUCUCGCCCACGCCGUAUAUACUACCAAUGUCUUCCCGGAUCCUCGCGUCCAGCAUGAGCCACCAUUCUCAGACCUCGAAUCACGAGAACAUGAGCGGUUCCGAGAGGUACGGAAGCUUGAAGCGGGGGCAGAGCUUGCACGGAUCACAGCACGACAAUCUUAGCGGCUCGGAGAGGUACGGCAGCCUGAAACGAGGGAAAAUCACGCCGACCGUGUUGGAGGACUCGCCGGAGUAUAUCCUGCCGAUGAGCGGGAGGAUAUUGUCCAGCUCGCUCACCCACGAUCUGCAGCACAGCAACGAAUUGGCUGGGCUCAGGCAACAGCAGCAGCAAUACGAGCAAACGAUCACGGAGACCGAGAAGGAUACUAAUGCGGAAACGUCAGUGUGACGCGCCCCGUGCUACAAACAAACACCGUACAAAGUAAU
Molecule: messenger RNA, 9643 nt
Organism: Colletes gigas
Lineage: Eukaryota; Metazoa; Arthropoda; Insecta; Hymenoptera; Colletidae
Gene: stan
Product: protocadherin-like wing polarity protein stan
Exons: 11
Coding region: 105-9605 (3166 amino acids)
Biological process (GO): G protein-coupled receptor signaling pathway; homophilic cell-cell adhesion; cell surface receptor signaling pathway
Cellular component (GO): plasma membrane
Molecular function (GO): G protein-coupled receptor activity; calcium ion binding
Source: RefSeq, a predicted model, not a curated record